AUGGCAAAAGUCCAAAGGAAUGAAAGUAUUGAGCCAGGGAAUGGACACGUAAGUGACACAGAGAGAAAUGUUUGGACCAUCAGUGAUGUGAAUCGAGUGGAGAAGAUCUACACUUAUAAUGAGGCGCUAGAGUUGGCAGGUCAUGGUCGGUACAACAUUGGACUUCUAUUUACCCUGAUUCUGGGUAUUCACUCUUUGGCACUGGAAAUUUUUGGAUUUUCCAUUGUGGUAAGCGGAGCAACUUGUGACUUCAAGUUGCACCAAAGUCAGAAGAGUAUAUUGCUUGCCAUGCCGUAUUUCGGGUCUAUUUUCAUGUCUUACCCGUGGGGGUACAUCGCCGAUACACAAGGCAGGAAGAAAAGUCUCGUCAUUGCUCUGUUCGGCACUUUUGUAGCAGCUGUCGUUAGUGCUUUCUCUGUCAACUGGGUUAUGCUGGCCGUAUUAAAGUUUAUAAGUUCAAGCUUCUCCAGCGGAAUCCAGUCCCCGGCUUACACAUUAGUGGGCGAAUCAUGUGGUAAGCGAUACAAGAACCGAUAUAUGGUGAUCCUCACCAGUGCGCUUAUGUCCAGUUUCUGUAUUUACAUGGUGUACGGGUACUUCGUUUUAAGUUUGACCUUUUCUUUCGACAUGGGUCUCAUCACAUUCACGCCCUGGCGACUUUUGACCCUGAUCAUAGCAUCCCCCCUUGCUGCUACACUAAUGUUUGUGAGUUUUUUGCACGAAAGCCCCAAAUAUUUAUUGAACGCUGGAUAUCAUGAUAAGGCUUUAAGCAUUCUGAAAAAAAUACACAAAACAAAUGGAAGGUGCAACGAUGAAUAUCCCGUGAAGAAAAUAGUCAUAAACGAGACGGGCGCAACACUAAGGAAAGCGAACGAGUCUCUACUGAAGUCUCUAAAGGAUCAGACCGUACCACUAUUCAAGCCGCCCAUGCUCUACCGAACUCUACAACUUUUUUAUUUGACUGUGGUUGUCUACAGUCCGAGCAAUGGAUUAAUGAGUUGGCUGCCAUUCCUGGCCCAAUUAUUUUCAAAGGACUUGGCGUACUCAGGUGGUAGCAACGAAACUCAGGGUCUUUGCAGCAUGAUUGAUACGUCACAGAGUGUUCAAACGGUUGUUGGUGGGGAGAGUUGUCAAUCAUCUGUAAACAUCGAAAGCGUAUGGAUAGGCCUGAUCCAAGGAGUAUUCUUCACCACGGCAUGUCUUGGCAUGUCCAUAUUUGCUAACAGGAAGAGAAUGUUACUAAUUGUAAUAUUUAUUAUCUCCGGCGGGAGCGGCCUCAUCUGCGUCAACGUGACCGACAAGAUAUCCAGCAUCAUUUUCUUCUUCGGAAUGAUAUUAGAUUGUCUUGGUAUCGCAAUAGUGUUUUCUUACUUCGUCGAUCUUUAUCCCACUUCUUAUCGGGGUAUGGCGUCAUGCCUAGGAGUGAUGGUUGCCCGUGCCGCUGCUGUUGCCGGCGUCAGUUUGAUCGGGGAAUACAUGUUUUCGCAAUGCACCGUGUCCAUUUACGUGUGGAGUAUCUUUAUCUUGAGCGGAAUUGUUGCGUCAAUCUACCUUCCGCCAGACAAGACGGGAAAAGAAUAA
This is a messenger RNA of Parnassius mnemosyne (clouded apollo), 1581 nucleotides long. The record is from the annotation of a GenBank genome assembly. NCBI's taxonomy places the organism in Eukaryota, Metazoa, Arthropoda, Insecta, Lepidoptera, Papilionidae.